ACUUGACGAUUGUAGACGGCAAAAGAGUUUACAGAAGGGGCAAAACAUGGGAUUUCAUGGUCGGUCGGGACUUGUCUGUGGCGCGGAUAAAGGAGGUUGUGGAGGAGAAGUUCAAGUGGUCUCCUGAUCAGAGAAUGACCAUUUGGUAAAGAAACUUCCCUUUGAACAUACUUGUGGGAGAAAAAACUGCAGCAAAGGAAUGGCAAAUAGAGAUUGGCUCGCUGAUAAAGGGAAGGCUGCACUUGAGGAGAAUGCCACGGUGAGUGCAUUGAUGGGUUUUUGGCAGGGUGUAGACCAUAUUUGGGGGUUGAUGCAACUUUUCUUUGUGGGAAAUACACUGGCCAAUUGGCAGCCGCAAUUGGUGUAGAUGGGCAUAGUUGGAUGUUUCCGGUAGCAUUUGGAAUAUUUGAGAAAGAGAAUACAGAAAAUUGGGUAUGGUUCAUGGAGCAGUUGAAAUUGGCUAUUGGAGAACCACAAGGGCUUGCAAUCCAUACCGAUGCAUGCAAGGGGUUGGAGAAUGCCAUUUCUAAGGUCUACCCAAAUUGUGAACAUAGAGAAUGCAUGAUGCAUCUAAUGCUCAACUUCAAGAAAAAGUUCAAAGGUGACAUACUAGAUAAUAUGUGGCCUGCAGCUUGCACAUAUGAAGUAGAGAAGCAUGAUUCACUAAUGGCAGAAAUACAAGCACAAAUCGCCGAAGCAAUAGCCUAUUUGAACAUGCAUCACAACCGUGUGUGGACAAGAAGCAAAUUUUCAGCAAUGACAAAAGUUGAGUGUGUUAGCAAUAAUUUGGCAGAGGUUUUCAACAAUUGGAUUAAGGAUGUGAAGCAACUUGCACUUGUUGAGCUUUUGGACAACCUUAGAGAAAUGAUAAUGAUAUUGUUCGAGAAAAGGAGAGCCGUUGGUGAAGCGCUGCUAGGUUACAUACUACCUAGUGUGAUAAAGGAGUUGAAUCUGAAAAGUAAGGGGCUGCAUUAUUUGGAAGCAAGAGCAUUGCCAAAUAUAGCUGAGAUUUCAGGAAAUGGAUGGAGGCACAUCGUUAACUUGGAGAAAAAUGAGUGCUCUUGUAGAAGAUGGCAGAUUUGUGGUAAACCUUGCACACAUGCUCUUCGGUUCAUCUUCUCCAAAAAAGCCAAGCUAGAGGAUUAUGUUGCAGAGUGCUUCUCAGUGGCAAGGUUCCAAGCGGCAUAUGCUGGAGUUCUCAUGCCAAUUAGGGGCAGAUCCCAAUGGCCCAAGGUAAAUCCCGGAUUUGAUAUGAUCCCUCCCAAACUUACCAAGAGUGCUGGACGUCCAAGAACUAGGAGGAUAAAGAAUUACACCGAAGGUGGAACCGGUAGAAGACACAAAUGCAAAAGAUGUGGAGCAAUAGGCCAUCUUCGAAAGACAUGCAAGGAGCCUGAGAUGGAAAGUGACGCGGAUCGAGAUGCUACUCCUCCUCCGCGGUAUUUAUUUCAUAACUCUCAUCUCUUUCACUUGUAUUUAUUUCAUGAUGCUACUCCUCUUCCAUGGAAAAAGUCAAAGGUUGAAGCAAGCAUUGUGGUUACUUCUCCUAAGACACCAACUAAGCAAG
Triticum urartu is the source of this 1567-nucleotide messenger RNA. The record is from RefSeq and is a predicted model, not a curated record. Lineage: Eukaryota; Viridiplantae; Streptophyta; Magnoliopsida; Poales; Poaceae.